UCUCCAUCUGUAGUGAAUAUGCAGCGCUUCCUAAACAUCGAUUUUUUUCGAACUAAGCAUGAUUCAAACGAAAUCAUUGUAUAACUUUUUAAUUUUUCUAAGUUUAAUUAACACUCGAGAUCAAAGGAUUGUGUAUCGCGUAAUUGCUCGAUUUGUUUAAGAAAAUUGCUAAUGUACGAAAUUAGGAAACCCAUAUAUUGUAAUCGCAUAACCUCUAAUUAAUUAGAUUAUUGCAUGCACUAGUAAAACAGAAUGAUGUCAGAGGUUUGUCGUUUCUUAAACGGUAUGACGAAGAAUAUACCGAUUUACUUCAACAUUAAUAUUAUUAAUGCUAUUAGACGAAACUAAAAAUCUUCAAAAUGUUACGACGAAAUAGAUUUAAGAACAGAGUGAUCGUCAUUGGCUUUCUAAUGUUGCUCACUGUAAUAUACAAUGAAUUUCUAGUCUACGAUGUCCAGAAAUUCAAAUGGUCUUCACGAGAGUGUUCGGAAUGCGUCAAAGUACUACUGGUCGCAGAUCCACAGAUAUUGGGUGAACAAACCGAAAAGUAUUUUGGCUCAUCUGUAGCAAAAUGGGAUAGCGAUAGGUAUUUAAAGAAAACGUUUUCAAGAGCAUUGGGCCAUUCCCAACCUCAUGUCGUCGCAUUUUUGGGCGACCUUAUGGACGAAGGUCAUAUCGCCAACGCGGAAAUGUUUCAAGCAUACAAAAGAAGAUUAGAUUCUAUAUUCGAAAUGCCUGAUCACAUUAUGAAAAUUUACUUGCCAGGUGAUAACGAUAUCGGAGGCGAAGAGGAUAUAGUCUCGUUUAAUACUCAUAAUAGAUUUAAUUUUGCAUAUUCUCAACCAGACACUUUAGUUUAUAAGACGGUAACGUUUUUCAAGGUUAACAGACUGACUCAUACGAUGCCAGAAGCUCCGAAAGAUGCCUUUCUUAAUGAUUACGCAGAAAGAAACACGACAAAUGUAGUAUUUAGCCACAUGCCUUUACUAUUCAUGCCUGGAACUUUUGUCCAAAAUGUAUUGAAAGAAUUGUCCCCUCAAAUUAUUUUUACUGGUCACGAGCAUAAGGCAAUGCAUAUCAGUUUGGACACGGCAACCGACCAAUUAAGCGAGAUUUGGAUUUUACCUCCCUAUGAAACACCAUUAUAUCAAUUAAGAAUGGACGUAGGUGACAUUCACGAAGUGCAAAUGCCUACUUGUUCGUACAGAAUGGGUACACCUCAUACAGGAUAUGGAUUAGCCUAUAUCGAUACUCAAGAAAAAACGGUAGAAUUUACGAUAUUAUGGUUGCCAGGAAGAUUUCCACAAUUAUGGAUUUAUGUUUUUGUUGGAAUUUUCAUUCUAGCAUUUAGUGUUCUACUUUGUAUUUCCAGUUAUUGCUUAAAGAGUCAUGCAGUGUAUAGUCGUAUGUCUUCGAUAUAAUAGAAGACGUAAAUAUGAUCCGAGCUUUUAAAUUAAUAUCUACGAUGAUAACUUGACAUUAGAAAUGAGGUACAAAGAUCCGUCCAAUACAUGUGAUUGUGCUACCAUCUAUGUCAAGUUUCAAACGAAAUAAUGUGAUGAUCAUCUAAUGAUUCAAUGCUUGUAAACGAGAAAACUACUUAGAACAUGUUCCUAAAUGUCUCUCUCUUAUCAUUGUUGACAUCUAAAGAAUGAACGAUUCAAAUUCUAAGUAAAUUCAUUCAUGUUUAAACUUAAUCGAUUUACUUAACUUUCAGCGUUAUGUACGUGAAACGAUGCCAAACUUACUUACCGUUAUCAUACGUAACUUUGCAACUUUUAGUAAACACUAAAGUUGCAAAGUAUAAGGCUAAAACAGUCUAAUUUCCAUAUAAUCUACCACUUUUACUUUGCGAGUCGUAUUUUUGAAAAUAGUGUUUGCUAUAAUUAGACGGUUUAUAAGAUGAUUAUAUGUCGAGAAAGAUUAUAAUCAUGUGACGAUGUAUAGUUACACGCUAUCGAGAGAAGUUUCGUUUAAAAGAGACGAUUUAUAUUUAUGCGUAAAACUGUAUGUAUAUACUUGUUUGACAAAAAUAAAUGUUAAAUGUUGAAGU
Hylaeus anthracinus is the source of this 2053-nucleotide messenger RNA. It is a transcript of the gene Mppe, whose product is annotated as metallophosphoesterase 1 homolog. Gene Ontology annotation, molecular function: hydrolase activity. Gene Ontology annotation, cellular component: endoplasmic reticulum. NCBI's taxonomy places the organism in Eukaryota, Metazoa, Arthropoda, Insecta, Hymenoptera, Colletidae. Gene Ontology annotation, biological process: GPI anchor biosynthetic process. The transcript is spliced from 7 exons. The record is from RefSeq and is a predicted model, not a curated record. Bases 360 to 1421 code for a protein of 353 amino acids.